This is a messenger RNA of Exophiala mesophila, 2740 nucleotides long. RefSeq lists its product as uncharacterized. The record is from RefSeq and is a predicted model, not a curated record. The transcript has a single exon. Gene Ontology annotation, cellular component: vacuolar transporter chaperone complex; fungal-type vacuole membrane. The coding region runs from base 251 to 2614 and encodes 787 amino acids. NCBI's taxonomy places the organism in Eukaryota, Fungi, Ascomycota, Eurotiomycetes, Chaetothyriales, Herpotrichiellaceae.
GUCACGGCAGCCACAGCCCGGAAACUCUGAUGGAAUCCAGCAUCUUGCGGCGUCCACCAACAGCUCUGUAUUGGAAGGAAGAGCUUUGAACUUGGAAACAAACCUUUUUCUUCCUUUCCCACCAUGUCCCUGUGUUCUUUGUCUUUGAAUUCUUCUUCACCUUGCUUUACAGGCUCCUGAUCGACGUGGACAUCCAUUAUCCAUGUAUCAUUGACUGCAUCAGCCCAGCCCCCUCCUCCUAUACCCCAAUAUGCGCUUCGGUCAAACCCUUUCCAACGCUGUCUAUCCUCCAUGGAAGGACAAGUACCUCGAGUACGAUAAGAUCAAAAAGCUACUGCGUGAAGAUGAAACAUCCCCCCAGAGUCGAGGUGGUCAGACCGGCUGGACUGAGAGGGACGAGGAGAACUUUGUCCAUGAACUCACUGUCGUCCAGUUGGAAAAGGUCAACCAGCACCAAGUCGACACCUUCAAUGCCCUAAGAGAUCGUGCCGCUGCUUUAGAGACCAGACUGCCUAGUCCGGACAAUGAGGAGAACAGUCACUCGGAGCAAGAGUGGAAGACGGUGGCAAAGGACAUGCUCACAGAGCUGGACAACAUCUCCAAAGAACUCAACGAGCUUAGGAAGUUCAGCCGCGUCAAUUAUACCGGUUUCCUAAAAGCAGCAAAGAAGCAUGACAGGAAACGAGGUCUUAAGUACAGAGUUCGACCCAUGUUGCAAGUUCGACUCUCCCAGACUCCCUUCAACCAGGAAGACUAUUCUCCUCUUCUUUUCCGUUUGUCGGCCAUGUACUCAUGGGCUCGCCAGAAGCUCGGCGAGGAAGAGGGCAGUGGAAAAGAAACAAAUUCCGAUGUACGCCAACAAGAUUCCUACAAAGCAUACAAGUUCUGGGUCCAUGUCGACAACCUGCUCGAAGUCAAAACCUAUAUUCUCCGUCGCCUUCCCGUUCUUGUCUACAAUCCUCAAUCCGUCAAGGUCGUUGAUGGCGCUCAAAAAGAUCCCACUCUGACCUCCAUCUAUUUCGACAGUCCCAACUUCGACCUCUACCAGGGCAAAGUCGACAAGGCUACCUCAGGCGAUUCUGUUCGUCUCCGAUGGACCGGUCUUCUUGAUGAUAAACCUGAAAUUGUUCUGGAGAAGAAAACAGUUGGCGAUGAAAUUGACAGCCGGGACAUCCGAGUGACUCUCAAGGAAAAAUACAUUGAAUCAUUCCUCAAAGGCGAGUAUAAGCUGGAGAAACAAAUUCAAAAGCUGGAAGAUCGUCUUGGCCCGGAUGCUGAUGAGGUCAAGACCUUCAAGGCAAAUGUCAACGAGAUCCAGUCCUUCAUCAAGGACAAGGCUCUGGAGCCUGUUCUGCGCGCAAGCUACACGCGGACAGCUUUUCAGAUUCCUGGUGAUGACCGAGUGCGAGUCUCACUUGACACCGAUCUUGCUUUCAUCAGGGAAGAUGCUUUGGACUCGGAUCGUCCAUGCCGUGACCCGGAAGAUUGGCACAGGUCUGAUAUCGAUCAGAACCAGCUCGAAUACCCAUAUCCAACCAUCAAAAAGGGCGAAAUCAGUCGUUUCCAACACGCCGUCCUCGAGAUCAAAAUCAAAGAAAGCAAACGAUUCAGCAGGGGCAAUAGUUGGCUGGACGAUCUGAUGAACUCGCACCUUGUCAAAGAAGAGAAGAAAUUUUCCAAAUUCGUACACGGGGUCGCUCUUCUUUUCGAAGACUAUGUCAACAGCUUUCCUUUCUGGCUUAGCGAUCUGGAAACCGAUAUCCGGCGGGAUCCUGUGACCGCCUUCCACGAGGAGCAGGAGAGAGAAGCAAAGCAGGCCGAAGACGAGAUGGCGGUCGGCAGUGUCCUGGCAAGCUCAAAGCUAUCUUCCUCAUUCAAAGCCAAGACAGCGUCGCCCUCCAAAUUUCCGGAACGUCGGAUCUCGGGUCAUCUUCCACAGGCUCUACAGCAGAGCUUGCGUCAAGCUGAUCAGCUUCAAUCCACGGCCGAAGAACCCGAUUCUGAUGACGAUGGGAUCCAAGGAGGAAAUGGGACUGCGCCUGGUCCCAGCGCUGGAGGGCUGCGGGCAUACCUCCCUGCAUUCUCCAAUUCACGGUAUGCGCGUCGUCAUCGACAGGGUGCCGCCUGGGAGGACGCACCGCUACCACCGGGUGUAAAAGACCCGGGUGUCUGGAUCAAAGACCAAGGUCCAUUAAAGGUGGAAGCCAAGGUGUGGCUUGCCAAUCAGCGCACAUUCAUCAAGUGGCAGCAUAUUGCUGUGCUACUGGCCACUCUAUCUCUGGGGCUAUACAAUGCCGCAGGCGUCGAUAACAACAUCGCCCGUGCAUUAUCCCUGGUUUACACCGCAUUCGCCGCCUUUGCAGCAAUUUGGGGUUGGGGAGUCUACAUGUGGCGGAGUCGACUCAUCACGGAGCGAAGCGGCAAGGAUUUUGACAACGUGGUGGGCCCGUUCAUUGUCAGCAUCGGUCUUGCGAUUGCCUUGAUUCUGAAUUUUGCUUUCAAGUAUAAUGCCACCAUCAUGCAAAGCCACCCGAAUUCGACGGUCGUGACUCAGUUGGCCACACAGCCCCCCCUGGGUAGCAAUCCUGAGGGACUAUGGGUGCAAGAAUUGUGAGCAGGCUUGACAGCGGAGGACUCUUAUUGUAUAUACCUAGCCAAUUGUGACUGCGGGAUCCAGAAGGAGCCUAUGAGCCAUCACACAUCUUUCACAAGUAGUAAUGUAUUCAUUGUGGGCAAUCCC